CUAUUCGCGCAGUGAAUUGUGAGUUGUUGCGUUAGGACUCGCUCAUAGAGCAUAGUUUUGUGUAGUCGACGCGCGCGAUAGUAUUAAAAGUACGCCAAGAAGAGAAAGAUUGGGUGGUUCGUGUUCAGUACGACGCGCGCGCCGACUGAACGAUUGCCUUUGUCUUCAUACACACGAGAAAUUUGAGAGAUCGGUGAUGGACGCUACCACGACUCUGGUGUUGCCAUGAUUUGUCGAUCAUGGCGUCCCUAGCAGCCAAGUGAUGCUAUCUGAUAUAAAGGAUUAAAAAUGUCAGAUGACAAUUCACCUGUUGUUGAAGAACAAAAAAAGAAACGAGGUAGACCAGCAAAAACAGAUAAGAAUACAGUUAAAGAACCCAAAAAGCGAGGCAGACCUGCUGCUGAUAAAAAUAAUGUAGUACGCACUGCAAAAUCUGAUAAUGAAGAUGAUGCAUCGCCUGUACCUGUUAAAAAAGGGAGAGGACGACCAAAAGGAUCUCAUAAAAAGAAGCAAGGUUCAACUAAAGGAAAUGCUUCAGGACGGGGCCGUGGUAGACCUAAAAAGAAAGAAGAAAAACCAGAAAGUACUGGUGAAGAAGAAGAUGAGCAGGAAGAAGAGGAAGAAGAGGAGGAAGAAAAUUAA
Molecule: messenger RNA, 642 nt
Organism: Eufriesea mexicana
Lineage: Eukaryota; Metazoa; Arthropoda; Insecta; Hymenoptera; Apidae
Gene: D1
Product: D1 chromosomal protein
Exons: 5
Coding region: 289-642 (117 amino acids)
Biological process (GO): regulation of DNA-templated transcription
Cellular component (GO): nucleus; chromatin
Molecular function (GO): DNA binding
Source: RefSeq, a predicted model, not a curated record